AUGCCUUCCGAAGUCUCCGAUAUCAAGCAGUUCAUUGAGAUCUGCCGCCGCAAGGAUGCCUCCUCUGCUCGCAUCAAGCGCAACCGCAACUCUCAGCAGAUCAAGUUCAAGGUCCGCUGCGAACGCUUCAUCUACACCCUUGUCCUGAAGGACUCCGACAAGGCCGACAAGCUCAAGCAGAGCCUGCCCCCU
This is a messenger RNA of Aspergillus ochraceoroseus IBT 24754, 192 nucleotides long. Its product is annotated as 60S ribosomal protein eL38. Lineage: Eukaryota; Fungi; Ascomycota; Eurotiomycetes; Eurotiales; Aspergillaceae. The annotation marks the transcript as partial. The transcript has 2 exons. Gene Ontology annotation, cellular component: ribosome; cytosolic large ribosomal subunit. Gene Ontology annotation, molecular function: structural constituent of ribosome. Gene Ontology annotation, biological process: translation; protein-RNA complex assembly. The record is from RefSeq and is a predicted model, not a curated record.